Messenger RNA from Exaiptasia diaphana, 3042 nucleotides. Its product is annotated as ubiquitin carboxyl-terminal hydrolase 25. Gene Ontology annotation, biological process: protein deubiquitination; regulation of protein stability. The transcript is spliced from 23 exons. The coding region runs from base 319 to 2844 and encodes 841 amino acids. The record is from RefSeq and is a predicted model, not a curated record. Gene Ontology annotation, molecular function: cysteine-type endopeptidase activity; cysteine-type deubiquitinase activity. Lineage: Eukaryota; Metazoa; Cnidaria; Anthozoa; Actiniaria; Aiptasiidae. Gene Ontology annotation, cellular component: cytosol; nucleus.
CAUGGGAAUGUUGAAACUGCAUUGACAAUCUUGACGAAUCCUCAAAAUAGCCAGCCAAUACAAGAGGGUAACCAAAAAGCGAUACAGACCAGUGUAGUAAAGAAUUCUACCAUCAAACAAGAUGAAGUGAUUGAUUUGACUAAAGAUGGUAACGACAGAGAUGAGGACCUUGAAAAAGCCAUUGCACUAAGCUUACAAGAGUCUCAUCCUAGUGCUCCUCAGGGAAUUACAGCUGAAGAACAGGAUAUCAGUAGAGUUCUUGAAGCAAGUCUUAAUGAAACCAAAUCAGGGUUAAAACGGAAAAGGGGUGAUCCUUGGAUGACCUUUGUUGAUCCUGUUAACCCAUAUGAGAGAAAGAGGAAUGAGGGAACCCCUGUUGGGUUUAAAAAUGUUGGYAAUACAUGUUGGUUUAGUGCAGUUAUUCAGUCACUUUUCCAUCUCCCUGUCUUCAGGAAACUUGUAUUGAACUGUGAACUCCCCUCUAUUGAAAACAAGGAAUCUAAAGAUACCAACAGAUUACUGUUCAUGUAUGAACUCAGAAAACUCUUUGCAAUGCUCAUUGGUAGCAAGAGGAAAUAUGUUGACCCUACAAAAGCUGUAGAGAUUUUAAAGGAAGCCCUGCAAUAUAAUGGAAGUGAGAGUAAUCCUGGCAAUCAACAGGAUGUUAGUGAGUUUACCCAUAAGUUAUUAGAAUGGCUGGAAGACACCUUCAAAGUAGAAACUUGUGCAGCAAGUAGUAAAAAUUCAAAUCCAGUCAUGGAAUUGUUCUUUGGCCAGUCAAAAGUAGAAGGUGUUUAUGAAGGCAAGCAGUUUUCCAACCUGGAAAUGUUUGGUGCCUAUCCUGUACAAGUACAGGGCUAUAGUAACCUUUAUGACAGUCUUGAAGGUGGAAUGGCAAGGGGUAGAAUAGAACCUGCUAAUGAUAUUCAUUCCCAUCAGUCAGACCAAGAGCAUUGGUUUACRAGACUGCCAGCAGUUCUCAAGUUCAUGUUGUCACGGUUUCAUUUCAACCAAUCAACUGGUAGAGCAGAAAAAAUUCAUGAAAGAUUUGGAUUUGAUAGAAUUGUUUACAUGGAUAGAUAUAUGGAGAAAAAUAAAGAAGUUACAAGGAUAAGAAGAGAAGAAGUCAAAAGGCUUAAAGAACAUUAUCAUUUAUUAAAGAAAAGUCUAGACAGCUUCACAAAUUAUGGGACAGGCUCACGGCACAUCAAGGAUAUUUUAGAUAGCUCGUUACAGUUCAUUCAAGCCACACCUCCUUUAAUCGAUAAUGGUGAUGUUGAGAUGGCAUCAACACCAAGUUCACCACGGUCUGUUGGYGCUUCCACCAAGGCAGGACUCCUGACAGAGAGUCGACUAGCAUYACUUCGACCAGCACCACGAUAUGUGACUGAGGGUGAACUGGUAACAUUAGAAAGCUGUUUGCGGAGAUGGAAAAAAGAAGUAGAGCAAGAUGUUAAAGAUAUUUCUAAAAAGAUGUCAGAAGUUGACGAAGCUGUUUCAUUAAUGUAUGAUGAUGAUGGAAUGAAAAAGGUUCCGUAUCGCCUUCACGCUGUACUAGUACACGAAGGACAGGCCAAUGGCGGCCACUACUGGGCAUAYAUCUACAACUCACAAGAACAGCAGUGGCGGAAAUUUAACGACAUUACCGUCAGYGAGGUGUCAUGGGACGAGGUUGAGAAGGAAUCGCUAGGGGGAUACCGUAAUGUCAGUGCAUACGGACUAAUGUACGUUGAUGCUACAAGAGAGGGACUGGUGCAAGCCAGUGAUAGGCUGGAUGUUUUACCCAGAGAUCUUCAGAUUCUUGUUAAUGAAGAUAAUGAGAAAUUUGAGAAUGAGAUGGAAGAGUGGGAUGAAAAAAAAGCAACCUCUUCUCCAGAAGAUAAAGUCUCUCCACGUCAAGAGCUGUUAAUGGAUGCCGAGACGUCGUGUACAGUAAGUCCCUAUGASCACGUUCCCGGUAUCAGAAUCACCAAAGCAAGCUCAGAAGAAGACUUAGAUAUACUACUUACUGAAAUGUGUAAAAGUGAAACUGAACGACUAGAGCAAAUCUCCCGUGAUCACCCCCCUGAAAGUCCUCGUGACGUUCGAUUGGAAAGUAUAAGUAUUUACCUGCUACGGUGUUGUGCUCCUCUAGAAGUGACAAAAUGGGCCAUUCUUAAGCAGGUUACAGAGAAUAUAAAGAGUAAGACUGACCCAAGCUAUGAACCAUUACUGAAAAGAGCCAAGGUUCAUCUCACUGAGGAAACUUUGAGAAAACCCGACGUUUAUGAAAAAUGGGAAGAAAAAUACUUGGUGUUUCAGAAAGUAAAUUCGUGUUUUUUGACCGGUUUGGAACAUUUACACAGCAAAAAGUUUCAAGAUGCACUUCCUUAUCUUGUACAUGCAUAUAACUUGAAUCAUAAGCUAAAAGACCCAACCCACCCCCAACAGUCUAUGGAUGAGAAUUUACUGGCGUGUUGUAGACGAAUAUGUUUUCUAAAAUUGAACGAACACACGAUUGGUUUAUUUGAAGGCAGCAACUAUUCGUGUGUUUGCAGGGGCCUGGAUCUAGUUAGUGAUCUUAUCGUUCCAUGUAUACCAACAUUGAUGUCCAGUCAACAUAGUGAAGAUCGUGAAGCCGUUGAACAAAUCAGACACAAGUGGUUUGGAUAUCUAGGCAGUGACAUCGAUGAACAAAGACAGAAAAAGCUCGAGGAACUACUUCCAUUGUUAACAUCAGAUGGACAGCAAGAAAUGCGACCACCACCUGUGCUAAGACCGACCAGCGCCAGGGAUCUUUGUGAACGAUUCACGAAAGCCAUGGAACUAGUGCAUGCAAAUAUGGCCUUUAGUGCAAAGGCAUGAACAAUCACCAUCCAUAGUUCCUGGCAUGAUGUACAGAAAUUAUGUCCGUGAUAUAGUCGAUCCUGGGAGAAAUAUCCAAUGUUUUCCAAGGAAUACGUUUUUUAUCGUGCUGUUAUAUAAUACUGAAAUAUUUGUAAAAUGCUGGUUGGAUGAAGUUGUGUUGGGUAUGAAUAAAAUAUACAAAACAUAUCUCUAAAA